AAACUCCUCAAAAUACGAUAUAUAUUUUAACACACCCCCUUUUUAACGGGUUAAGUUUGAUCAUUCUAGUGGAUUAACCCUCGACCAGAAGGCUCUAAAACCCUAGUGGGCGUCACCUGGACUCGAAUCGCCACACUUCAAGCCAUGGCGUGCAAUUCCUCAGGCUGUCAGUCCGGUUGUUACAAAAACGAAUUUGAACAAGAACAACAAAACUCCAACUCUAACUCCAAGCCUUCGACAACAAGAAGUGGCUAUAAUAUAUGCGUAAAGUGCAAGUCCAAUGAAGCCCUGACCGGCAGUGGCACCGGUGAUGAUGGAAGGUUCUGUGGGGAUUGCUUUAGGAGUAAUCUGUACGGCAAAUUCAGGCUUGCUGUUUCUACACAUGCUUUGAUUACCCCUGCUGAUAAAGUUCUUGUCGCCUUCUCCGGUGGCCCUGCUUCCAGAGUGGCCCUUCAGUUUGUACAUGAGAAGCAGCAGAUGGCACAGAAGAAUUAUGAUGCUAGUAGAGAUGGAUCCUUACCUGUAUUUGGUGUAGGAGUUGCAUUCAUUGAUGAAAGUGCAUAUUGUGCAAUAUCGUCUGAUGAAGUUGAUGAAACCAUCCAAAAAAUUAGAUCAAUUGUUUCGCAUCUUGCACCACCAGCAAAAGAUUUGCAUGUUGUUUCAAUAGAAAGUACAUUCUCUUUGGAUGCACUUGAUGCAAGGGAGAAAUUCAAAAAGUUACUAGAUUCUGUUGGUGAUGCCACUGGGAAAGAAGAUCUUCUGAUGCAUCUAAGGAUGUUGACUCUGCAAAAGAUUGCUUCUGAAAAUGGAUAUAAUAGAGUGGUGCUAGGAUUAUGUACAUCGAGGAUUGCUUGCCAUGUUAUUUCUGCCACUGUGAAGGGUCAAGGCUAUUCUUUACCAGCUGAUAUACAGUAUGUUGAUGCCAGGUGGGAGAUUCCAGUUGUGCUUCCACUUCGUGGCUGUAUAGCCCAAGAGCUCAACAUGCUUUGCCACCUUGAUGGCCUAGAGACUCUGGAAUUGCUUAAUGGUCCCUCUACUGGUAUCAAUGGUUUGGUCUCAUCAUUUCUCAAACUAUUGCAGGAAGAGAAUCCUUCUCGAGAGUGCACAAUUGUGCGGACAGCUGGAAAGCUAACUCCAUUUCAUUUCAACAGGAUUCCAGAAUUAAAUGACUCUAAUGUUCCUUUAGCAUCACAAAGGCGUCAAAAGAGAUUCAAUCUCAAGUGUAAUGAAACCAUUUCCUCAGAGUCGUUCUGUCCUUUAUGCUAUAGUCCACUCAACCCAUCAGACUUAAAUAGUUUAAGUAAUUAUAAGAGUAGCCAGAGUUCUGAUGCUUUUGGUGCAGCCUGUUGUUCAAGUUGCCGGUUUCAGAUAUUUCCCAAAGAUCCCUCAUUAGUUGAGCAGUUUUAUUCUCUUCUACCUGAGCCAAUGGUUUCCAGAGCAAAUUAUGGUAGUAACGGCCAUUUCAGUGCAUUGAGGAAGCGAGUACAAGAUUGCUUGCUGUCAGAUAAUGAAGAUGAAACUUGAUUUGUCUUGUCUGUUCAUCUGGUCCUCUUUGGCUUUUGAGUGCCAUCAUGUUUUGCCCUAAUAAACGAAAUGUGAAAUAUCAGCGUCCCACAAAAAGCACGAUGUAGAUUUAUAUGGCCGAGUUUGCCAGAGAUAUUCUUCUAUAUUUUGGGAGCAGUGGUCCUGGUUGCUUCGGUAACAAUGGAUGUAUUCACUUAUUAUUACAGAGAUAGUCCCUACUCAUUUAUGAAUUGUAUUCGAAUGCUAAAUCGUCAUGUUUCCUUUUGAUCAAGUGGUCUUUUUCUUUA
Mangifera indica (mango) is the source of this 1811-nucleotide messenger RNA. Its product is annotated as cytoplasmic tRNA 2-thiolation protein 2. Gene Ontology annotation, molecular function: sulfurtransferase activity; tRNA binding. The transcript has 7 exons. Gene Ontology annotation, biological process: tRNA wobble position uridine thiolation. Lineage: Eukaryota; Viridiplantae; Streptophyta; Magnoliopsida; Sapindales; Anacardiaceae. Bases 145 to 1524 code for a protein of 459 amino acids. The record is from RefSeq and is a predicted model, not a curated record. Gene Ontology annotation, cellular component: cytosol.